Triticum turgidum subsp. durum (durum wheat) is the source of this 1443-nucleotide messenger RNA. NCBI's taxonomy places the organism in Eukaryota, Viridiplantae, Streptophyta, Magnoliopsida, Poales, Poaceae. The record is from the annotation of a GenBank genome assembly.
AUGGCAGGAGCCCCCAAAUCCACCCUCAUCAUCUUGCUCCUCCCCUUCCUGUUGCUCGGGGCUGCGGCCUCCGCCCUCCCCCUGCUCAACUCCUCGCUCCCGGACCCCGCCGCUGUCGUCGCCGACUUCCACAGCAAGGUGACGACGUCGCGGCGGCGGAUGCAGGAGACGGGCGGAGGCGGCGGGUGCAUGACUGGCAACCCGAUCGACGACUGCUGGCGGUGCGCCGGGACAGACUGGUGGAAGGACCGGCAGCGGCUGGCGGACUGCGGCAUCGGGUUCGGGCGCAACGCGCUGGGCGGCAAGGGCGGUCCGUUCUACGUGGUGACCGACUCCUCGGACCGCGACCCCGUGAACCCGGCGCCCGGUACGCUCCGGCACGCCGCCAUCCAGGAGGGCCCCCUGUGGAUCGUGUUCGCCGCGGACAUGACCAUCCGCCUCAACGAGGAGCUGCUGGUGAACAGCUGCAAGACCAUCGACGGGCGCGGCGCGAACGUGCACGUGGCCGGCGGCGCGUGCAUCACGCUGCAGUACGUGUCCAACGUGAUCAUCCACAACCUGCACGUGCACGACUGCGUGCCGGCGGGGAACGCGAACGUGCGGUCGUCGCCGACGCACUACGGGUGGCGGACGCGGUCGGACGGCGACGGCAUCUCGCUCUUCUCGGCGCGGGACGUGUGGGUGGACCACUGCGCGCUGUCGCGGUGCGCGGACGGGCUGGUGGACGCCAUCAUGGGGUCGACGGGCAUCACCGUGUCCAACAGCUACUUCUCCCACCACGACGAGGUGAUGCUGCUGGGGCACAGCGACGGGUACCUCCCGGACUCGGGGAUGCAGGUGACCAUCGCGUUCAACCACUUCGGCGUGCAGCUGGUGCAGCGGAUGCCGCGCUGCCGCCGGGGAUACUUCCACAUCGUCAACAACGACUACACGGCGUGGGAGAUGUACGCCAUCGGCGGCAGCGCCAGCCCCACCAUCAACAGCCAGGGCAACCGCUACAUCGCCCCCGCAAACCCCAACGCCAAGGAGGUGACGAAGCGCGUGGACACGGAGGAGGGGCAGUGGAACGGGUGGAACUGGCGGACGGAGGGGGACAUGAUGGUGAACGGCGCCUUCUUCGUGCCCUCCGGGGAAGGGAUGGAGAACAUCUACGACAAGGCCUCCAGCGGCGUCGACCCCAAGUCGUCGGCGCUCGUCGACCAGCUCACCAUCGGCGCCGGCGUCCUCGGCGGGCCAAGGGACAAUGGCGAAGCCUCCGCGUACGUCGGGUUCAACUACGCCGGAUCGGCGACCGGCGGUGGCGGCGGCGGAAGCGGAGGCAACGGGUAUGGUAGCCUUGGGAUGGUCUAUGCCAACAGCGGCGAUCGGGGCUGCCGGUCUCACUUGAUACUAUCCCUGACUACUUUGGUUCUUGCUCUAAUAUGUUGUGUAAGACUGGAUUGA